Molecule: messenger RNA, 3362 nt
Organism: Manis javanica (Malayan pangolin)
Lineage: Eukaryota; Metazoa; Chordata; Mammalia; Pholidota; Manidae
Gene: RELA
Product: RELA proto-oncogene, NF-kB subunit
Biological process (GO): inflammatory response; canonical NF-kappaB signal transduction; cellular response to stress
Cellular component (GO): NF-kappaB p50/p65 complex; nucleus; cytoplasm
Molecular function (GO): RNA polymerase II cis-regulatory region sequence-specific DNA binding; DNA-binding transcription factor activity, RNA polymerase II-specific
Source: RefSeq, a predicted model, not a curated record
GUAAUACUUCGGCGUGGCGCUGAACCCUAGCAGGAGGCCCUUGAGAUGAGGGUGCCGGCGGGCGGCGUGACCCCGUGCGUUCAAGCUACUUGGGUCGGGAAGGAGGGGCCCAGGGCCCGGUUCUAGGACACAGGUGUCACACUGCAUCGUAAGCCGGGAUGCAGAUUAAACCCUCGAGCCCUCGGCCCCGCCGCGGGCGGGAGCGGACGCAGCACGGGGCCUCGGUCGCCCCAUGAGUGCAGCAGGCUCCGCGAAGCCCACUGUCCGUGCCCUGCCAGGUGCAGAAGUCCAGGCGCUCGCCUUCACUGCACUGCAUCUUCAUAGGAUGCACGGGCAAUUUUAAAGUGCUUCUGUGGCGACAGCCACCAACGGGUACCUUUAUGAUUAGACAACCGUACGGAGUUCAGCUGCCCGGCCUUUCCCUGCGCAGGGCGGGCGGCCGCAGCCCAGCAGCCCUGGCUUUGCUCCAGACCCGGCCCGGGAUGACAUCACCUAACUCCUCCGAUCAGCGAGAGAGGGCCCCCGAAAUCCCCUAAAAACAUUGUGAGUAAUCGCCGGGCCCGCCUUCCAGGCGGAGCCCAGCCCCGGGAGGUAGUCGAGCCGCUCCGCCAGCCCCGGGAGCGGCCUCCGGGCGAGCAGCUCUUCGGCCGCCGCUGUGCGCGCUCUAGACCCCGGCCCCCGGAGGCGGCGGCGGCGGCGGCAGCGGCGCGCGCGGCCUCUUCGUCCUCCACGCGGCGCGCGCUUGUUCCCGGCCCCCUCGCGGGGCGGUGGCAGCAGCGGCGCAGCGCGCAGGCGCGCCUGGAUUCCCGGCAGUGACGCGACGGCGGGCGCGCGCGGCGCAUUUCCGCCUCUGGCGAAUGGCUCGGCUGUAGCGCGCGCCGCGGGCCCAGCUGCGACCCCGGCCCCGCCCCCGGGACCCCGGCCAUGGACGACCUGUUCCCCCUCAUCUUCCCCACCGAGCCAGCCCAGGCCUCUGGCCCCUACGUGGAGAUCAUCGAGCAGCCCAAGCAGCGGGGCAUGCGCUUUCGCUACAAGUGUGAGGGCCGCUCGGCAGGCAGUAUCCCAGGCGAGAGGAGCACGGAUACCACCAAGACCCACCCCACCAUCAAGAUCAAUGGCUACACAGGGCCAGGGACAGUUCGCAUCUCCCUGGUCACCAAGGACCCCCCUCACCGGCCUCACCCCCAUGAACUUGUGGGGAAAGACUGCCGGGAUGGCUUCUACGAGGCUGAACUCUGCCCAGACCGCUGCAUCCACAGCUUCCAGAACCUGGGGAUCCAGUGUGUGAAGAAGCGGGACCUGGAGCAAGCCAUCAGUCAGCGCAUCCAGACCAACAACAACCCCUUCCAAGUUCCCAUAGAAGAGCAGCGUGGAGACUAUGACCUAAAUGCGGUGCGGCUCUGCUUCCAGGUGACAGUGCGGGACCCGGCAGGGAGGCCCCUCCGCCUGUCACCUGUCCUUUCUCAUCCCAUCUUUGACAACCGCGCUCCCAACACUGCUGAGCUCAAGAUCUGCCGAGUGAACCGAAACUCUGGGAGCUGCCUUGGCGGAGAUGAAAUCUUCCUGCUGUGUGACAAGGUGCAGAAAGAGGACAUUGAGGUGUAUUUCACGGGACCAGGCUGGGAGGCCCGAGGUUCCUUUUCACAAGCUGAUGUUCACCGACAAGUGGCCAUUGUGUUCCGGACACCUCCCUAUGCAGACCCUGGCCUGCAGGCCCCCGUGCGUGUCUCCAUGCAGCUGCGGCGGCCUUCAGAUCGGGAGCUUAGCGAGCCCAUGGAAUUCCAAUACUUGCCAGACACAGAUGAUCGUCACCGGAUUGAGGAGAAACGCAAAAGGACAUAUGAGACCUUCAAGAGCAUCAUGAAAAAGAGUCCUUUCAAUGGACCCACCGACCCCCGGCCUCCACCCCGGCGCAUUGCUGUGCCUUCCCGCAGCUCAACUUCCGUCCCCAAGCCAGCAACCCAGCCCUAUCCUUUCACGCCAUCCCUCAGCACCAUCAACUUUGAGGAGUUUUCCCCCAUGGUCUUCCCUUCAGGGCAGAUCCCAAGCCAGACCUCAGCCUUGGCACCAGCCCCUGUCCCAGUCUUGGCCCAGGCCCCAGCCCCUGCCCCAGCCAUGGUAUCGGCUCUGGCCCAGGCCCCAGCCCCUGGCCCAGUACUAGCCCCAGGCCUCACUCAGGCUGUAGCCCCGCCUGCCCCCAAGACCACCCAGGCUGGGGAAGGGACACUGACAGAGGCCCUGCUACAGCUGCAGUUUGAUGAUGAAGACCUGGGGGCCCUGCUUGGCAACAGCACGGACCCAACCGUGUUCACGGACCUGGCAUCCGUCGACAACUCUGAGUUUCAGCAGCUGCUGAACCAGAGUUCUGUGGCCCCACACACAGCUGAGCCCAUGCUGAUGGAGUACCCCGAGGCUAUAACUCGCCUGGUGACAGGGUCCCAGAGGCCCCCUGACCCAGCUCCCACUCCCCUGGGAGCCUCCGGGCUCACCAACGGCCUCAUCUCUGGGGAUGAAGAUUUCUCCUCCAUCGUGGACAUGGACUUCUCCGCCCUUCUGAAUCAGAUCAGCUCCUAAGGGGGUGAUACCUGCUCUGCCCAGAGCACUGGUUUGCAGGGCAUUGAAGCCUUCCCAAAGCAAGCACAUAUGGAUUCUGGGGUGUGUGCUCCAUCUGCCCCCAACUUUAGGUGAUGUCUUCCUAGGAAGGGGAGGAUGCAUUGUAUUUUAUUGGCAGUAUCUCUCUCUUUUUGGAGGUGCUUAAGCAGAAGCAUUAACUUCUCUGAAAAGUGGGGGAGCCGAGAGAACUCAAACUCUUUCUUCCUUUAUCCUGGUGUCAGGUCCCUUCUCCCUAUAGGGAAUUCUGGGGGGCCUCAUUCCCCCUCUCCAGCUUCUAGUACUCCUAGAGAGGGACAGGCUGGAGCUAUGGCCUUUGAAGCCGCAGAGCCUUAUUACCAAGUGUCUUCCUCAAAUCAUGGAUUCAUUCACACCUUGAGCCAAAAUAAUGCCUGUUACCAGCCCCUCUGUGGUGCUGACAAUGUCCUUGUGCCUAAUACCAGCAUUUGAGGGGCUGACUGGCCUUCCUGCCCUGCAGAGGUCUCUGCUGUUUCCUUUCUCAGCUGUGGCUGAAGGGAACUAGUGGGGCGGUGCUGGCCCUCUCCAGGAUCAAGGGAGGUUCAGUCUGAGACUUCCCUGUUCUCCCUUUUUUCAAGUGCCAUAAUAGUAGAGCAGGUUGAUUGGCGAGUGGGUGGGGAGUACAGAGUGGCAGCUCUCCAAUCAAGAGGCUCAGUUUUUACUGAAGAAUCAAAGCAGUUGGACCUUUGCUCUUUUUACUCUGAACUAAUAAAUUCAUUGCCAAGCUGGCCAGA